CACCCCCGGCUGAUGAGGUAAGCACGGCUGGGCGCGUGGUCACGUGCAGCGUGACUUAGCCCGUCGCGCUAAAAGAUUCACGUCCACCAACUACUUAACCGAUUCUUCUCCCACCUCCAGCUGUCGCGCUUUCCUCAUUCCCCUCCAAGCUUUUUUGCCCUUUCCCUGCUUUGUGGUGCUCGUGUUGUAUCUCAAUUGUUCUUUAGUGAUCACAUACCCUUCAACACAUCUUCCAAUGGCCACUCAAGUCACCCCUUCGAAGCAGACUGCUUCCUCCUUUGAGAACCUCAAGAUGAGCGACUCCCCCGUUAAGAAGCUCGACUUCCAGUCCGUCGGCAAGGAGAACGCGCCCGCGUCUCUCAAGCCCGUCGACGCGACCGCCACCAAGCCCGUCGAGAAGGCCCUCGAGGUUUCCAAAAUUGCUGCUGCGAUCAAGGAGGCUGAGGCCAACGAGCCCCUCCUCCAAGAGAACCCCCACCGUUUCGUCCUCUUCCCCAUCAAGUACCACGAGAUCUGGCAAAUGUACAAGAAGGCCGAGGCCUCUUUCUGGACCGCCGAAGAGAUUGAUCUGUCCAAGGAUCUGCACGACUGGCACAACCGUCUGAACGAUGACGAGCGCUACUUCGUCUCCCACGUUCUGGCCUUCUUCGCCGCUUCCGACGGCAUUGUCAACGAGAACCUGUUGGAGCGUUUCAGCGGUGAGGUUCAGGUUCCCGAGGCCCGCUGCUUCUACGGUUUCCAGAUCAUGAUGGAGAACAUUCACUCCGAGACCUACUCUCUCCUCAUUGAUACCUACAUCAAGGAGCCCAAGCAGCGCACCUACCUCUUCGAUGCCAUUGACACCAUCCCCUGCAUCAAGCGCAAGGCCGAGUGGGCCAUGAAGUGGAUCUCCGACCGCGAGUCCACCUUUGCUCAGCGCCUGGUUGCCUUUGCCGCCGUUGAGGGUAUCUUCUUCUCUGGCUCCUUCGCCUCUAUCUUCUGGCUUAAGAAGCGCGGCCUCAUGCCCGGUCUGACCUUCUCUAACGAGCUGAUCUCCCGUGACGAGGGUUUGCACACCGACUUUGCCUGCCUGCUCUUCUCCCACCUGAACAACCGCCCCAGCAAGCAGGUUGUCGAAGAUGUCAUUGUCGAGGCUGUCGGCAUCGAGCAGGAGUUCCUGACUGAUGCUCUGCCCUGCGCUCUGCUUGGCAUGAACUCCAAGCUGAUGUGCCAGUACAUUGAGUUUGUGGCUGACCGUCUUCUGGUUGCUCUCGGCAACAAGAAGUACUACAACGCCACCAACCCCUUCGACUUCAUGGAGUCCAUCUCCCUGGCUGGCAAGACCAACUUCUUCGAGAAGCGUGUCGGCGACUACCAGAAGGCCGGUGUCAUGGCCUCUGCCAAGAAGGAAAACAGCGCCUCCGAGGGCGAGCAGACCCCCAAGAACAAUGGCCUCAGCUUCGACGAGGACUUCUAGACUUUUUCCCUUUUCCACUAAUAUCCCCCCCCCCCCCCCCUCCUUUCCUCACCUCUCCGCUUCUCUUGUUUUAUACCCUCCAGUUGUGGGGGUUCCCUCACGCUGUGUCUCCACAUGAUAUCACGCUGUUUUUCUGUUUGUCUUAUUUGCUUUUCCGAAGGCCACGCAUGGAUUAGGCGUUCUAUUCUUUUUACUUUUUGAUUUGUCCUAGACUUCUGACCACACUGUCUGAUAUGGGAUGGAUGGCGGAUAUGUGUAUUUAACGUUUUGAAUCACUUGCUCAUUGUGUAUCUUCUUGUUGUCCAUGUGUCGGAGAGUAUGCUUUACAACCCUACUAUAACGUAGCCAGCCCUAUGCAAGCCAGUCACUCGAGGCUCAAUUGGUAGUCUUCCGCACGCCCACCUAUACACUCCGCUCAAAUAGUCACGACCUGACUCGAAACCACCCGUCCUAACAUCUACACAUUGCCCAGUCGGUCGAACCCGUAACAUGUCAUUGUUUUCUAUGAAUGAAGCCACCUCGUUCUAUCGAACCUUCGCGUCACCCCCCUUCCCAAUGGAACGAAACCUAUCGCUUUCCUUUCCCACCCUUCUUCUUCCCCUUCCCACUCUGACCCUGCUGGCCCUGGCCCUGACCCUGCCCCUUCCCAUUCACACCAGACGCAGACGCACCAGAAACACCCUCCUCGACCGGCGGCGCAUCAACCAUCUCCACAUCACCCCCAGCGCCACCAGCCCCCGACAACCCCAGACUCGCGACGUCCGCACCAGCCGCCAACUUGCCCAAACUCGUAAUCAACCGGCUAACCUCGGCGAUCUUGUUCGUCUGGUACUGCAGGACGAUGCCCGUGGUGGGAUUGUAGGUUUUGAGGGUGAGAGCGGCGAUGGGGCCGGUAGCUUGGGGUUGUGUUGAGGCGGGUUGGGUGUCUGGGGAGGUUGUAGCGGCCUUUUUGGCUUGUGAUUUUGAGCGUUUGGCGCGGGCGCCGGGGGUUUCGGUGGGGAAGUGGUAUUUUGUUGUUAUCCGGGUCUGACGAGGGGGAGGGGUGUUAGCUUAUCGUUUUUCGAGG
Penicillium brasilianum is the source of this 2522-nucleotide messenger RNA. NCBI's taxonomy places the organism in Eukaryota, Fungi, Ascomycota, Eurotiomycetes, Eurotiales, Aspergillaceae. The record is from the annotation of a GenBank genome assembly.